UGCAGCAGAUCCAGCUUCCAGGUCAACAUGAAGGCUCUCCUCUCUCUGGGGCUCCUCCUGCUUUCUGUCACUGUCCAGGCCAAGGUGUGCAAGCAUUGUAAGUUGGUUACACUUCUGAAAAGCCAUGGAAUGGAUGGCUACAGGGGACUCAACAUGACAAACUGGGUGUGUUUGGCUCAGCAUGGAAGCAAUUAUAACACACAAAUUACAAACUACAACCCUGGGGACCAAAGCACCAACUAUGGAAUAUUUCAGAUCAAUAGCCGAUACUGGUGUAAUGAUGACAAAACCCUGAGAGCAGUGAAUGCCUGUGGGAUCCCCUGCAGUGCUUUGCUCCUGGAUGACAUCACUCAAGCCAUAAAAUGUGCCAAGACAGUUGUGAAGAGUCCAGAAGACAUGAAAAUAUGGGUGGCCUGGAGAAACCACUGUCCAAACCGAGAUCUCACCCAGUACAUUGGCAACUGUGGAGUCUAACCGCCGUGUGCCUCCACCUCAGCUCACCCUGUCUCUUUCUUGCCAUAGAAGCAGUUAUGGCGAAGGCCACACUUCCUCAGUUUCCCCUUUAGACAAGCAGGCUUUUAUCAGAAACAGAAGCAACAUGGAGACUGUUUCCUAAGAGGCUUAAUGCUGACUAAUGUGUUCACUGCUGUAUGGAAAGCCUCCAUUAUUCUAUUAGUCAAGGCAGCAGAUGCCGGUGACAGUGAUCUAGCAUUGAGUGUCACACACAUCUCUGUACAUCAGUUCUUCACCUAUGAAGUAAUUCACAUUAUGUUUCAUUGGAAUUAAUCUUCAUCACCCCACUGUUGGAUAGAGAUACAGCAAAUAUGUGAGGAGACAGUAGAUAUUGGGUGAAAUGGCAGCUGUGUGAGCUCCCAGGCCUUGUGUGGGCUCAGCACCCAGACAGUGAAGAAGAGCCACUGUGUGGUACAAAGCUGGUUAUUACGAGAACAGAACUCUGAGUGGAUAGAACUGAGAUUAUCUAAACUCAGAAACUUGGUGUCAUGAAAUGUGUGACCUUUCAAAA
This is a messenger RNA of Peromyscus maniculatus bairdii (prairie deer mouse), 1024 nucleotides long. RefSeq names its product lysozyme C-1-like. The record is from RefSeq and is a predicted model, not a curated record. NCBI's taxonomy places the organism in Eukaryota, Metazoa, Chordata, Mammalia, Rodentia, Cricetidae. Gene Ontology annotation, biological process: defense response to Gram-negative bacterium; defense response to Gram-positive bacterium. Gene Ontology annotation, molecular function: lysozyme activity.